GCAUGUGUUGUACCCAUAAUAAUUGGAAUAUGAUUAUUUGCACAUAUAGUAAUAUUUCAUGUUUGUAUAUAGUGUGGCAGUGUUUGCACGUACUCCAUACCCCUACUGGAAUGUGAGUUGUCGGCCAAAUGUGGACAACAAGCUAAUGGGAACCUAAACAUCCAGAAAGAAGGAGCAUUCUGGUAGGCAUCAAGAUGAGUUCCCAAAGUUCUCCAGAGCACUCGGAUAUCACGCCGUUACAGCAGAUGGUUGCCUCCUGCUCUGGCGCCAUCCUCACAUCGCUGUUGGUCACGCCCUUGGACGUUGUUAAGAUCAGAAUUCAAGCUCAGAAGACCCCUUUGUAUAAAGGAAAAUGUUUUGUAUACUGCAACGGACUCAUGGAUCACAUUUGCGUAUGUGAGAAUGGAAAUGCAAAGGCUUGGUACAAAGCCCCAGGGCACUUCAGUGGAACCCUGGAUGCGUUCUUAAAGAUUAUCCGUGGAGAAGGAAUGACGUCGUUAUGGAGUGGGCUCCCACCAACACUAGUCAUGGCUGUGCCAGCAACGGUGAUUUAUUUCACAUGUUACGACCAGCUUUGUGCCAUAAUGAGGAGCAGAAUGGGAGAGAGAGCUGAUCUGGCACCGCUAUUAGCUGGAGCCAUCGCUCGGGUGGGCUCUGCUACAGUAAUUAGCCCGCUGGAGUUGAUCCGCACAAAGCUGCAGUCAGAAAGGCAGUCCUACAAGCAACUCAGUGCCGUGAUUCGCUCUUCAGUGGUGAAUGAUGGUUGGCUCUCCCUAUGGAGGGGCUGGGGCCCCACCAUACUCAGAGAUGUCCCAUUCUCAGCCAUGUACUGGUAUAACUAUGAGAAGAUGAAGAUAUGGCUGUGUGAGUAUCAUGGCACCAGAGAUCCCACCUUCAGCAUCACCUUCAUCGCAGGAGCUCUAUCUGGAUCAAUUGCCUCCAUCGCCACUCUGCCCUUUGACGUGGUGAAGACUAGGAGACAGGUGGAGCUGGGGGAACUACAGGCUAUGAACUUGUCCGCCAAGGCAACGUGCUCGACCCUGGAGGUGAUGAGGAGGAUAGUGGCUGAGAGUGGAGCGGCUGGACUAUUUGCAGGGUUCAUGCCCAGGUUAAUCAAGGUGGCCCCGGCCUGUGCCAUCAUGAUCAGCACGUACGAGUACGGCAAGGCCUUCUUCCGCAAGCGCAAUCAGGAGCAGAGAGGAGAGAGGACGCUGGCCACUCUCCACACAAGCAGCUCCUAAGGCCGGACGACGGUGACUCCAGACAUGAGUCCACGCAGGGAAAAUGAAGUGGAAUUUGAAGUGCUUUUUACAUUCCUCCCCAGAGGACGCAAAGGGACUGGGUCAGACGCGGGGCCUUUUGAUGCCGUUCUCUUAAUAAUGGCUCCAGAGAGAACCAGUUGUGUUCAGACACGGGGCCUUUUGACGCUGUUCUUUUAAUAAUGGCUCCAGAGAGAACCAGUUGUGGUCAGACGCAGGGCCUUUUGACGCUGUUCUCUUAAAAAUCACCCCCCCCAAAUCAUUCAAUCAUUUAACCAUGAGUGUGCAACAGUUAGUGCACCUGGACCCAGAUCAGUCAUUCCUUGGACUGGUGUUAUAAAUGCAGUGUCUUGAAGGGUACAGUAAAGGCCCAUUCACACCAAGAAUGAUAACUAUAACUAUAACCAUAACGAUAAAAGCGUUUACACUGAACAACGAUAAACAAAGUCUCGCAUUGUGUUAAUAAAUGUGAGGGCUAAAAUUC
Molecule: messenger RNA, 1743 nt
Organism: Alosa alosa (allis shad)
Lineage: Eukaryota; Metazoa; Chordata; Actinopteri; Clupeiformes; Clupeidae
Gene: slc25a40
Product: solute carrier family 25 member 40
Exons: 12
Coding region: 195-1241 (348 amino acids)
Biological process (GO): mitochondrial transmembrane transport
Source: RefSeq, a predicted model, not a curated record